Molecule: messenger RNA, 378 nt
Organism: Darwinula stevensoni
Lineage: Eukaryota; Metazoa; Arthropoda; Ostracoda; Podocopida; Darwinulidae
Source: the annotation of a GenBank genome assembly
AUGUGGGGCCUCGAUUGGAAGCACGCGAAGGAACGACGGCUGCCGGGGAACGGGCCCAACCUCUUCCUCCUCGCCUUCGAGGGCCUCAAGGAUGUGGCAGGGGCGAUCGGGAAGCUAGGGACGUUCCUCGAGAAGAGGAUGACCGAGGAGGCGAUGAAGAAACUAGCGAACCGCUCCUUCGAGAAGAGAACCCCAUUCUCCCCGAAGACGUACAUCCACCUGAAGACGUACAUCCCCCGCUACGAGCGCCUGGUGCCUGACGCGUGCGUCCGCGAAGGGAGAGCGGAGAGAGAACGGAGGUGGAGGCACGUGCUCGCUCGGGCCCGGCGGUUCCAGUUCCUAGGAUCCCUUCAUCCGUAUGGGCCUCUCCCGGCCUGA